Molecule: messenger RNA, 279 nt
Organism: Loa loa (African eye worm)
Lineage: Eukaryota; Metazoa; Nematoda; Chromadorea; Rhabditida; Onchocercidae
Exons: 2
Source: RefSeq, a predicted model, not a curated record
AUUGCUUAUUUACCAUGUUUUAUAACAUUCCUACAACGUGAUUGUCGUUAUCAUUCAUGUUUCAAGCUAAUGAUUGUAAUUGGUAUCGUUGAUAUGAUUACAACAAGUAAUGAUUUGACAAUUACUGGGCUCUAUUCUGUUAUUGGAAUCUCGUAUUGUACGACAUCCAUUUUGUCAACAUUCUCUAAUUUCCUUUCUCUAACGUGUUGGUUUUCACAUUGUUCACUAUGUAUACUUCUUAAUUUCAACAGAUGCUCUAAUUUGUACUACAGAAGAACA